AUGCCACCGCUCCGACCCUCGUCUUUCGUCGCUCCCACCUCGACCACCAGCCUCCUCUCCCUCUCUCGACGUCUUCCCCUCGUCGCUGCCACCACCGCCGUCGUCACCCACCAACCCAUCCUCCACCCUCGCACCUUUGCCACCACCAGACUCGCAAAGAUGCCGCAGAUGCCACAGGGAAUCGUAAAGGGCGGAAAGGAGGACGUAAAGCUCAACAACCAGGCCCUCUUCCAGACAAAGGCCUACAUCAACGGAGCCUGGGUCGACGCCGACAACAAGUCCACCCUCAAGGUUUACAACAAGGCGACGAAUGCCGUCGUGGCCGAGGUGCCCGACAUGGGCAAGGACGAGACGGCGCGCGCCAUCGAGGCGGCGUCCGAGGCCUUCAAGUCGUGGUCCAAGACGACGGCCAAGCACCGCCACGACCUCCUCCUCAAGCUCUACCAGGCGCACCAGGAAAACGCAGAGGACCUCGCCAAGAUCAUCGUCGCAGAGAACGGCAAGACGCUCGCCGAGGCCAAGGGCGAGAUCGCCUACUCCAACUCGUUCCUCGAGUGGUUCGCCGAGGAGGCGACGCGCACCUACGGCCACACGGUGCCCUCGCCGCUGCCGGGCGUGCGCAACAUUGUCCAGACCCAGCCCGUCGGCGUCGCCGGCCUCAUCACGCCGUGGAACUUCCCCGCCGCCAUGAUCACGCGCAAGGCCGGGCCGGCGCUGGCGGCCGGCUGCACCGUCGUCAUCAAGGCGCCCGCCGAGACGCCGCUGUCGGCGCUCGCCUUUUGCCACCUGGCCGAAAAGGUGGGCUUCCCCAAGGGCGCCAUCAACGUCGUCACCUGCGCCAAGGGCGACAACGAGGCGGCCGUGGGCAAGGAGAUGUGCGAGAACCCGGCCAUCAAGAAGAUUUCCUUUACCGGCUCGACGCGCGUCGGCAAGAUCCUCAUGUCGCAGUCGUCGUCGACGCUCAAGAAGCUGUCGAUGGAGCUGGGCGGCAACGCGCCUUUUAUCGUGUUCGAGGACGCCGACCUGGACAAGGCCGUCGAGGGCGCGAUUGCGUGCAAGUUCCGCGGAUCGGGCCAGACGUGCAUCUGCGCCAACCGGAUCUACGUCCAAGAGGCCGUCAAGGACGAGUUCUGCAAGCGGCUGGCGGCCAAGGUGGACAAGUUUGUCGUGGGCAACGGCAUGGACCAGGGCACCACCCACGGCCCCUUGGUGAGCGAGGUGGGCGUCAACAAGGUCGACGAGCACGUCCGGGAGAGCGUCAAGGCGGGCGCCAAGGUGCUCGUGGGCGGCAAGCGGGGCGAGGGCCUGUUUUACGAGCCGACGGUGCUGACCGACGUGCCGGCGGGCGGGCCUACGGACCGCGAGGAGACUUUCGGGCCCUUGGCGGCGGUGUACACGUUCAAGACCGAGGACGAGGUGCUGCGCAAGGCCAACGACGUCAACGUGGGGCUGGCGGGCUACUUUUUCUCGUCGGACGUGGCGCGGUGCUUCCGGGUGGGUGAGGCGCUGCAGGUGGGCAUGGUGGGCGUCAACACGGGCCUGAUUUCGCAAAAUGUGGUGCCCUUUGGCGGCGUCAACGAGAGCGGCUUUGGGCGCGAGGGCGGCAAGACUGGCAUCGACGAGUACCUGGUGCAGAAGCUCAUGGUCUUUGGCGGUGUCGGCAACUGA
Molecule: messenger RNA, 1668 nt
Organism: Pseudozyma flocculosa PF-1
Lineage: Eukaryota; Fungi; Basidiomycota; Ustilaginomycetes; Ustilaginales; Ustilaginaceae
Exons: 3
Coding region: 1-1668 (555 amino acids)
Molecular function (GO): succinate-semialdehyde dehydrogenase (NAD+) activity
Source: RefSeq, a predicted model, not a curated record